This is a messenger RNA of Nicrophorus vespilloides, 1295 nucleotides long. Its product is annotated as WD repeat-containing protein 74-like. Gene Ontology annotation, molecular function: protein binding. Bases 118 to 1236 code for a protein of 372 amino acids. Gene Ontology annotation, biological process: ribosomal large subunit biogenesis. The record is from RefSeq and is a predicted model, not a curated record. The transcript is spliced from 5 exons. NCBI's taxonomy places the organism in Eukaryota, Metazoa, Arthropoda, Insecta, Coleoptera, Silphidae. Gene Ontology annotation, cellular component: nucleolus; preribosome, large subunit precursor.
CAACCUGCAUCCUCACGUGUUGGUUAGUGUAUUUGACCAUUGUUAACCUAACCAACAAUAUAACCUCAGACAAGUUUUGAAUUUGUAUACUUAUGAAAUCGUUUAUUUUUGCAAGAGAUGUGUGACUACGACGUGUACGUUGGGACCGCGAGGGGUGCCCUUGUUUAUUCACAAUGUACUCCAAAUGUAAAAAGUAAGUACGAAUUGAAGAAUUUGAAAGGUGAGGUGACUGCUUUGGAAUGGACGAACAAGGAACACGAGUUAGCUGUUGGCUUUGAUACUGGUCAAGUGAGCAUAUACAAUACAGCACAGAACGAAUAUACGAAACAUUUAAGAGAACUGGAAGGUGAAGGACCUGUUGUUGGUAUUGGUUGUCACAAUAACAGUUUUAUUGUUGGACGAGAGAAUGGUAUUGUUAACAUCUGGAAUGGAAAAGAAAACCAAACUUUCAAAGUACCAUUGAACGAGGGAAAUGUGCCCAUGUACUGUAUGGCAUAUAACAAGAACACCAAGGUGUUUGCAACUGGCGGAGAAAACAAUGGUCUUAAAGUUUGGGAUGCUGAAAAAUUGAAGCCCGUUUUUAAAGCAGCCUCUUUGGGACGUGACUUCCUGGAUCUUCAUAUUCGAGUGAGUGUGAGGAGUUUAACAUUCUUCCCCAACGAGGAUCACAUCAUUGGUUGUGCGACAAAGGAGGGAAUGGUACUCUUGUAUGAUACUCGUGUCAAGGACAAAAUGCCAGUCUGUAAGUAUACUGAAGAGAAGGCAAGUUAUACUGUAAUAGCUGCAGGACAGAAAGACAGGCAAUGUUUUGUUGGCACAACUAAAGGUUUCUUGCAAUUGAUAGAUAUGAGCAAACCUAAAGCUAAACCUAUCAGGACUCUCAAAUGUUUCACAGGUUCAGUAACUGGAGUUACUAGCAUUGGUUUUGGAUCGGUAGCAACUAUAUGCUUAGAUAGGUAUCUGAGAAUACAUAAUAUUGAUACAAAAGAAUUAUAUUUCAAGGAAUAUAUGAAAAUGAAUUUAACUAAGAUCGUUGCAAAGCCGAGGAUUAAGGAGGAACCCAAAGAGGAAGAUGAGGGAGAAGUUAUAGAAACCGUCGAGGAUCGGGAAUAUUCGAAGCUCUUUGAUGAUAUGGAAAUAAUUACGGAAGAUAAUGAGGAGGCUCCGAAGAAAUUGAAGAGGAAAACGAAAACAAAAUUGAAUUCGCGCAAGAAGAUGAAAAAGAAUUCAGAUUAAACUGAUACGUAUCAUGUAUUUUUAUGUAUUUUAUAUAUUUCGUUUCGUUUUUAAUAAAA